This is a messenger RNA of Cydia amplana, 1842 nucleotides long. It is a transcript of the gene Aly, whose product is annotated as protein lin-9 homolog. Gene Ontology annotation, cellular component: nucleoplasm; transcription repressor complex. The transcript has 2 exons. Lineage: Eukaryota; Metazoa; Arthropoda; Insecta; Lepidoptera; Tortricidae. Gene Ontology annotation, biological process: DNA-templated transcription; regulation of transcription by RNA polymerase II; regulation of cell cycle. The record is from RefSeq and is a predicted model, not a curated record. Gene Ontology annotation, molecular function: DNA binding. The coding region runs from base 111 to 1823 and encodes 570 amino acids.
CAAGUAAAAUACGCUCAAAAUGUGUCAACAUUGAAGAGCUCGAACAGUGAUACCAUAAUCAACACUUGGCGCUUUCAUUCAUCUUCAAAUCAAAAUUACUUUAUAUCAAUAUGGCGGAUAAAUCGGAAAGGACGCAAGAUGCUAAUAAUCUGUCGAGGUCGCAAGUCAAAGUCAAGGAUGAGCCGAUGGAUUUGGACUUGCCGGAUGAGGACGACGUGCCGCCAGCGUUUGGGCCUGCAGCACUCGGCCUUCACAGGGUGGGAACAAAGUUACCGCCAAAACCGGUACCCAGCGAACCAGUGCAAAAACUCAAUGCAAGAGGAAUGCCUGCGCGCAUCAGAAAGAAAAAUAGAUUUAUCUUUGUUGACGAUUUUGUGAAUACCUCUCCUCCCAGGCAGUCACCAAAGCGAAUUCCAAAGAUAUUGUCUAAAACACCUAACAAACAAUCAAGUGCUAAAAAACAGAAAUCCCCCUCAAAAGUGCAAAGGAACCAUGACAAGUAUGAUGAUAAAAUAGAGACUGUGAACAGUCAGUCACCAGACCGCAAAUCGGGACAACGGAUCGGCAUGAGGCUGAGAAACCUUCUUAAACUCCCGAAAGCCCACAAGUGGGUAUGUUUUGAAUACUUUUACAGCAACAUUGACAAAGCUUUGUUUGAUGGUGAGAAUGAUUUCAUGAUCUGUCUCAAAGAAUCAUUUCCUCAGUUGGCCAAUCAUAAGCUCACUCAGGUUCAGUGGGCUAAAAUCAGAAGAAUGAUGGGCAAGCCUCGUAGAUGUUCCCAAGCAUUUUUUGCUGAAGAACGUAAGGAAUUAGAAAGGAAGAGGAAAUUGAUACGAUAUAUUCAACAGAGGAAAAGUGCUGAUAUAUGUAUCAAAGAUUUGCCAAAUGAAAUUCCUAUGCAAUUAGUGGUGGGAACUAAAGUAACAGCGCGGCUGCGCAAACCUCAGGAUGGACUUUUUACUGGAUGCAUAGAUGCCGUGGACACCUCUAACAACACAUACAGGAUAACAUUUGAGAGACCAAAGCUGGGCACUCAUUCUGUUCCAGACUAUGAAGUUUUGUCCAAUGAGCCACCUGACACAAUAUGUCUGUCCAGUAUAACACAGAAGUUUAGACCGAGAUAUGUCAUGCAAGAAAUAAUCAAUCUGUACAAUCCUUCAGUGCAAAAUAACAACACACAAGGAGAUCCUAUGAUUGGAUGCUCAGAUAUAACAAAACAGUUGGACACUAUUGGGAGCUACCCGUUCCCUCUCCUCGAACUAAUUGUCAAGUUGACUAAAGUUUUGCAGGCCAAAAAAGUAAAAAUUAACAGACUAAGGGAAUAUAACUGUGAAGCAGAGAAGAGAAAAUCAUUUGGGCAAAAAAUGCCUGAAGAUUUUGAAAGGAAAUAUGCUGCAGUUGUUAUUGAUUUAGAAAGAAUGAACAUGGAUUUGCAAGAAUAUAUAAAUGAAGUGCAAACAUAUUGCCACCAGAUUGCUCCAGGGCCGAGCCUAGCUGCAAUGUUGGCACCCUCACAUUUGCGGGAGAAAUGCAGGGAGGAGGCAGCAAUAUUAGUAGAGAAAAACCAUAAUGGAUCAGUGAAGGAUGCCACAUUGAUUGACCUUGUAACUGACCUCACUGCUUUGAUGUUGCAAGUCAAAAGUUUAUCAGAUUCUGACCAAAACGCUUAUGAACUGUGUGUGCUGCAAGGAACCAUGGACCAGAUAAAAAUGAAACUGGAGCCACAACAUCAAAGGCAAUUUCAAAACAAUGUGGAAAUACACAUGCAAAGGAUUCAGAUGGGAUUAGGGCAAAUGACAUCUAACAGUUAUGUUAUUGGGUAAUUACAUUCCACCAUUUGCU